Neurospora tetrasperma FGSC 2508 is the source of this 2073-nucleotide messenger RNA. RefSeq lists its product as uncharacterized. The record is from RefSeq and is a predicted model, not a curated record. The transcript has a single exon. The coding region runs from base 1 to 1908 and encodes 635 amino acids. Gene Ontology annotation, biological process: carbohydrate metabolic process. Lineage: Eukaryota; Fungi; Ascomycota; Sordariomycetes; Sordariales; Sordariaceae.
AUGGCAGGCUCUCGUGCGUCCCUCAUGGAGUGGACAGUCGACGACGGCACCGAUAACGAAGCUGCAUUCAACGGUCAAAACAUUCCCCACAGUCUGUCCUCCAAAGUCACCCAAUGGUGUCUGAUACGCGGUAUUCGACACCACCCCGGCUUCGCCACUGAGUUGCACGGUGCUCCAGAGCUCCCUUCCAUCACCCGAGCGCUCAACGCGCGCGCCAUCAUGAGCAGCAAAGUCCCGCAGAUGGAGAAGGAGGAAGAAUUUCCAUAUUGCUUUUGGCACCCUGAUCUGCCCAGCGAGCAAACACUCCGGCAGCUUCUCGCCCGGUAUGGAGAGACCCGGCCAACCAUCCAGUAUCAAGUCGGACGUGUGUGUGCGAUGGCCGGCUACACUGCUUUGUACGAUGAGCUCCAUCUCUUGCCCGAGGUGGCCAUUGCAGAGGAAGCCCGCGAUAGCUCUGCGCCAGGAAGCAAAGCCAUUUACGAGUCCAUCAUGCGCCAACCAGCCCGUUACUCCAUCAUGGACGACUACGCCCUCAAGAUCCGGACGGAAGAUCCCAGACCGGUUGCUUUCCUCAUGGGAAACACAUGCACCCGCCAAACUCUUGUCAACUACCCCAUGCCCGCCGGCAACCUCUUCAACCCUCACACCAUCCCGGCCCCCAUCUUUGACAUAACCGAGGACCGCAACCUUUCCUUCGACAAGAACGCUCUCCGCCCCUCCCAAAUUCCCGUUUCGGAAGAUACCCUCCGGCUCUUGUACGCCCCGCUCCCGCUAAAUCUACCGUCCCACGCCGCUUCCAUGGCCGACAAGAACCUCCUCAUCCUCAUGGCCGCUUGGUCCAGCAACAUUGAGCGGUACUCGCGUCUCCGGCGGCCUGGUGUCGUCAUCCCUGGCGAGUUGCAGUGCAUCGUGCGCGGCAUCUACCACUCGGUCUUCUUCGCCAAGUGGUGGGCAUCUCCAGAGCAACUGAAGGUUCAGAAACAGCUGGGAAUCAACCUGAUGCCAUUUAUCCACGCACGCUUUGUCAUGCACAACGAUCUCUCGUGGAUAAAGGAGGAUACGCCCGAGGAGGACAUGCCGACGAUCAUGUGGGUUCCGGACCAUGCCGAGCAGAGCACGUACUUGGCCAUGGCGCGGAUGAGACCGACGGAGAGAACCAAGUUUCGGUGCGCGAGGGCCCUGAUCGCCAUAGGCGAUUACGAAGGGUAUGAGAAGCUGGGCACGGGCCCGGACAGGACCCAGUACUGGGAAGCCCAAAGCCGGCAAUGCAAAGAAGAGGCGUCAGGAUUUGAGGGCGUGGGAAAGAAGUUUUUGGAGGAUAUUGAAAAGAAGGCCAAGGAGAAAUGGGGGACAAGAAACAUCAAUGAGCGCCCUGAUGACCCGGAUCAUUUGUAUGUGGCGGAGUGGCAUUAUGAGUUGACAAAUAUGGCUGAAAACGAGGUUGAGGAUGAAUGGAAUCUGGUGUGGUUGACGCACAUGCUCGACGUUGGGGAUAAACCGCCUCGAUCGAUCAACUUGUAUCGGCAGGUCAAGACAGAGAUGACGGGAUUUGAUGAGCUCAGCAACGGGACCUACAUACGAGCCAUGACAGAGGAGGAGUAUGAGGAUUGGUUUGCACAAGCCGACCACUACGCUGACCCCAGACAGCCCAAUGACUUUAACCAAGACUGUGGCGUACAAGGCAUCUUGUUGCGCGUGGCAGCAAUGGACGAAGUGAAGAGAAUGGUAUCAGAGGGGUUUGAGUGGCGAAAUCUGUCUCAAAUGUAUCGAAACUGGGAUCAUGUACCGGAGGAUGAAAGGGAGUACCUUGGGGUAUAUCCGAGAAAGGAGAAGUGGGGGAUGAAAUAUCUCCGCCGCAAACUUGUCAGAGGCAGAAGUGGUAAGAUGGUGUGGGCUGGAGUAUGGUAAUCGAUGGCCGUUGUGGGGGACGCUGAGAUCAUGUCAUGGAAGGGGACAUAGGGGUGGAAGACAAACGGUUUUCUCAAGUCGCUGCAAACGCAGAAUGUCAUGGCAUCUGUCAAGCUAUUUCUUUCAACUCGUCUUGUUUCCAAAUAUAUUACUUCUGUUUGCUCA